Danaus chrysippus (African queen) is the source of this 3039-nucleotide messenger RNA. NCBI's taxonomy places the organism in Eukaryota, Metazoa, Arthropoda, Insecta, Lepidoptera, Nymphalidae. The record is from the annotation of a GenBank genome assembly.
AUGCUAUAUGGUAUUAAAGUAUUCUUUGCUAAUAAUUUCAUUUUAUUUUCAGACUGGCUCACAGUAACGUGGGCGCAGAGUGGGAUGCACCUUCAACCCGACGCUCCCGGGGAAGAUUCAGACUCCGUACGAGGGCGCUAUGGCCGGGCCGGCAGCCUCGCGGUGACUCCGGGAGAGAAACUGAUGGAACUACUUCGUCCCAACGGUGGGACGCCAAGACGACACUCGACAGCUGCAUGCGCGCCUCCACAACCAAAACCCUCAGGUUUUGUAUACUGCCCUUCAGAUGCUCUACCCUACUGUCCACCGUCUAGGUUUGCACCAUCACAUCCAGUUAACAAGCCCAGAGCCGGGUCCGUGUAUUGUCCGUCUGAUGCGUUGCCCUAUUGCCCGCCUUCGGGGUUCGCUUCUCCGCAUCCAGUCAAAAAGCUACCACCACCACAAGUUCAGCAGCCGCCCCAACCACCUCCAGUACCUCAAAGGACCGCACCGGUGGUCACACCCUUACCGGUCCCACCACCCGCACCACCGCGACGAUCAUCACCACAGCCUCCGCGCAGAGUACCACCUCCGACCCCACCACGACCAAAUGCAACGACAACAGAUCCUAACGGCAACAAACGACCACCGCCCGCACCACAGAAAGAACCACCACCACCCAAACUAGAUUGCAACAGAAACCCGCAACCACCAGCUAUAAGAAGGUCUCCACAAAAAAUGCCAGACACGCCAUACACACCGGCACCACUACCGCAGAAUAACCAAAUGAAACAAUCACCGAGCUCCUCAUCUAAUAUUAGCGUUAGACAAGAUUCAAACGUAUCCUCCGACUCCUUCAGUCAGACUUCGUCUCCCUCUUAUACUACAAAGACGAUGGAAGCCCCGUUGCUACCACACCAGCACGUCAACAAGAGCCUGAACGCUAAGAUAGCUCGGGGACUAUUACUCAAGGAGCAACAGGAAAAAGAAGCUGGGAACUCGUCCAUAACAAAAAGCAUGUCCACACCGGCUUCACUGCAAACAAUAGUCAGAUUUCAGAACGGGAGCAAUAUGUCCCUACAUCACAGAAUGCUUCGUGAUAUGCGCGGCACCAACACCGACACCUCCGCUCACAAGUUUCGUCUGAUGCAGCUCGCCCUCAACGCGGUCAUGUUGUUAGCCAUCACCGGAGCUCUGUUCGCAUACUUCAAAGCGAACCCCGCUGUUCAGUAUGUGUCUCAAGCUGUGAACUUGUCUGCGGCGGUGACGUGGCCUACACCCACGGAGCCCCCUGGUGCAAGGAACCCCGCGCCAGGAGUCUGUCUGCCCGUCAUUGUCACCUUCUGUCAUCAGCACCGCAUCUCAUACAACUUCACUGUUUUUCCAAACUACAUUGGACACUUCGGACAGAGAGAUGCACAACAGGACUUGGAAAUCUACGAUGCAGUUGUGGACGUUCGCUGCUAUGAACUGACGGCGCUUUUUCUGUGUUCUUUAUUUGUCCCCAAGUGCGGUCCACUGGGUCACAUGGUCCGACCCUGUCGGAGUCUGUGUCAAGAAACAAUGCGUCGUUGUGGUUUCUUUUUGGAAGUAUUCGGUCUUUCGAUGCCAGACUACCUUCAAUGUGAAAUCUUUCCGGAGUCUACUGACAGAGACGUGUGCCUUGGGAAUAGAGAAGUGAAGGAAGCGCGAUUUAGAGCUGCAAAACCAGUGUGUCCAACUGGUUUCCAAUGCGACAUGAACCGCUGCAUCCCUCACGACUGGCGCUGUGAUGGCCACGUGGACUGCGCUGAUCGCUCUGACGAACUGAACUGUCGCGUCUGUAAGAGAAGUGGAGACGUCCACUGCGGGAACCAGAGAUGCAUCUCACAGGCUCACCUGUGUGACGGAAAGAUAGACUGCCCCUGGGGACAGGAUGAAAGGAAUUGCCUACGUCUAAGUAAGGCGAACGGUGACGUUGGUCGCGGGGAGCUCCAAGUAUAUCGCGCCGCCAAUCAGUCCUGGUUCCCAGCUUGCAUCACCACCUUGGACGAUCCAACUGCCUCCAAACUGUGCUCAAUGCUCGGCUACUCUUGGGUGAAUAAGAGUACGGUGGUGGGUGGUGCGGGUGCUCGAGCUGGUGGCGGGGUCCAGGCUCAUGGCGUGGCACAGUCCUAUCGAGCCUUCCAACGGAGCGAGGGAGGUUUACUACGGGAACUCAAAGACUGCCGCCACGACUCAGCCAGAGUGCACCUCGUCUGUGAUCAUUAUGAAUGUGGUAGACGGCGAACUAUAGGUGGAGGUACCAAACGAAUAGUAGGUGGUGUGGAGGCGUCUCCUGGUGACUGGCCGUUCCUGGCUGCGAUUCUAGGAGGUCCGGAGGAGGUGUUCUACUGUGCUGGAGUACUGGUCGCUGAUCAAUGGGUACUGACCGCUUCACAUUGUGUUGGCAAUCAUUCAGAUGUGAAUGGAUGGACCAUACAGUUGGGUAUCACACGGCGUCGCUCGCAUGCGUACUACGGUCAGAAAGUUAAGGUCCGAAGAGUUGUGCCUCAUCCUCUAUACAACGUUGGCGUCGCUCAUGACAAUGACAUCGCACUGUUUCAGUUGGCAGUCCGCGUCCGUUACCACGAACAGUUAUCACCUGUUUGUCUUCCACCACCGCGACCAGCUUUAGCACCCGGGACACUCUGCACGGUCAUCGGAUGGGGAAAGAGAGAUGAUAAAGAUAUGUCGGAGUAUGAGCCAGCAGUGAAUGAGGUGGAGGUUCCUGUACUGCAGCGUGAGUUGUGUAACCAGUGGCUGGAGCACCGAGACCUGAACGUCACUGAGGGAAUGAUCUGUGCCGGGUACCCUGAGGGCGGCAAAGACGCCUGCCAGGGAGAUUCGGGCGGGCCCCUGUUAUGUCGUGAUCCGAGUGAGCCGUCUCGCUGGGUAGUGGGUGGAAUCGUGUCGUGGGGUAUCAAAUGCGCUCAUCCUCGCCUGCCCGGGGUAUACGCUUACGUCCCGCGGUACGUGCCCUGGAUCCUGGCCCAGAUAAGACUUUACAACGACGACUCCGCCGUCUCCGAGGACAUCUAA